Messenger RNA from Ilyonectria robusta, 1884 nucleotides. RefSeq lists its product as uncharacterized. Bases 211 to 1764 code for a protein of 517 amino acids. The transcript is spliced from 2 exons. The record is from RefSeq and is a predicted model, not a curated record. Lineage: Eukaryota; Fungi; Ascomycota; Sordariomycetes; Hypocreales; Nectriaceae.
GCUUCUCUUUCAUCGCCGUCAACUUCUCGCUUCGUGGUGUCGACGCUAACAUAUCGCGGCCCCGCCUCGGGCUGAAGAACAAGACUUCGAGAACAGAGUUGCUGCGCAUCUGUCUAUCUGUCUACCCGCCUCAGAUUCGAUCCGCGCGUUUCUUCUCUUGUUCUCAGUCUUGCGCUUCUCUACGCUUCUCUCUCGCCAGCCAUCGUCGUCAUGUCUCUCAAAGACAGAAUCUCCUCGCCCCUCGAGGCUGGCAUCUCCAUCCUCGACGCCCACAAUCUCCCUCCGCAUAUCAUGCCCGCUCUCGAGUGGGCUUCGUCCCGCCUCGCCCGCAAGUCUCUUCACGUCACCGUCGUCGUCGCCCGCCGCGAUUAUCAGUUGCCCUCGGUCGUGCCUCCGCUAGGCUCCCCCGGCCUGCCGACACCUACGACGCCGAUGUCUCCUGGCCUGCGAUUCCACUUCUCUUCGGGUCCUGUCUCAGCGCUGAAGCAGUUGGUCCGGUCUGGAUCCUACAACGGGCCUACGCCGAUGCGGUCGACAGAGUUCUCACGAAACGGGAUGGCCUCGCCUAAGCAGACCACAGCCAACUCGGACAUGUCAAAUCCCAGGAUGAGGUGGCCGAUGUCUCCCGCCACGCCGCUCUCACCCCCGCCCAUGACUCCGUGUACUGCCUCAACCACGACGACAGACACCAUGAGCUCCAUGAUGUCGUCGGCUGCCUUUGGCAUGCGCUUGGUCCAUGCCGGAGGAUUGCCCCCCAAGACUGAACGAGCUCUGCGAUCCGUCAUCGAGAAGGCCGAGAAGAAGUUCCGCGUUGGACCUGAGUGGCUCUCACCAUCAGCCAGCCCCCCCGCGUGCGGCCUCACGAACCAGCUCGUCCACCGCUCCAUCAUCCAAAAUGAGGUCCUAUUCUCCUCAGAGGGCCUGACACUAUUGUCUCUAGACCGCCUCUACAGCCUCAAGAGCGCUCUCUCCAGCUACUCCAAAACCAAGUCCCCUCUGCGCCUCGAAGAUGCCGUCGAUGAGCUCCGUCGAAUUAUCCUGGCUAACAACGGCGCCAAGGUCACCCGGUCUGAUAUCCUUCGGUCCUACGACUGGCUCAGCGUGUCCCAUUCUGCCAUUGCGGCCCUGGACCGCAUGUAUCGACGCGCCUAUGGCGGGCCUGAGCAGCUUGGUGGCAUCUCCGGGAUGACGAACUUCUUCGACCCCGUUGUCAAGUCUGGUAGCUUCUUCGAUCUGGAUGACAGCGACGAUAGCGACGACAGUGACGACGAAGUCGAGACGGAGAUGGUUCGGACUUCUCCACCUAUACCAGAGAUGACCCAGAUCCCCAUGCCGGAGAUGAUUCAGAUAUAUCCACCCACACCAACAAAGAAGCUACCUGAUACCCCAUCGCCCAAACCUCCCUUGCUCAAACUCCAGACCAACUUCGAGCCAAAACUGAUAGGGCCAGAGCCCAAGGCUAUCCCCAAAAAGGAGGUGGAAGAGGACGGUGAUCGCACAGCACGCCCGACAGACCGGCUGCUCUUCACGAUGCACUCGUGGACCGGCAACGGCGGCACCAUCGACCAGGUCCUGAGCGGCCCCGUCUUGUUGAGUCCAAGCAUCAUGAGUCCCGAUCUCCUCAGUCCUGACCAGUCUGGUCUUGGACCCACGACACCAAACGGCUACGACGACAUCUCCCCCACAACUCGUGGGGAAUGGGGUUUCUUGAUGGUCGACGACGCGUUCCAGGGCGGUAGAACGGUGGCAGUAGAAACGUGCUAGGGCUGUUAGGGCUUUUGGGGCUGUUGGGGCUAUUAUAUACCUUUUAACAUUGUUAGGUUCGAUGGUUGGCAUUUUGUUUAUCAGAAAAUGGUCCCUGUAUGAUUAUGACUGACGCAAUCC